This is a messenger RNA of Anastrepha obliqua, 1194 nucleotides long. RefSeq lists its product as uncharacterized. The transcript has 7 exons. NCBI's taxonomy places the organism in Eukaryota, Metazoa, Arthropoda, Insecta, Diptera, Tephritidae. The record is from RefSeq and is a predicted model, not a curated record. The coding region runs from base 1 to 1194 and encodes 397 amino acids.
AUGCAGUAUAGAAUUAUAAAACAGGAAGAUUUGCAGAAUAUUGGAUCAUCUGCGGUUUCGCCCCUAAACAAGCCAGCUCAAGUGCAUCCAAAAAUAAUUGAAGAAUUUCAUACCGACGAAGAGGAAUUAGCACGUGAAACUGAUUGGAUUCUUAAGAAAAGGCGCCCAAGCAAGAAGCGCAAAGCAGACACAUCACCCGAAAUUCUGCCAUCUUUACCAAUCUCCCAAACCGCACAUCAAAACGAAAUAAAAUCUUUGCAUGUAAAUUCGGCACCAAAGGAACGUCGACCACCACCAAUAAUGAUAACAGGUGUGUACUUCAACAUUUAUCUUUUUCUUCUUGCAGACAUAUCCAACUCACUCACAAUGACCGAAGUGAAAAUACCCAAUCACAUAAUGCGUUUCAAGACCGCCGUACUCGGUUGUCGCUACAAUCUGGAUGGAGAGGCGUUGUACUCAGUGAAGUGGUACAAGGAUGGGCAUGAGUUUUACCGUUAUGUACCGCGCGACAAACCACCAGGGCAAGCCUUUCCAUUGCCCGGCGUCAAUGUAGAUGUUCGCAAUUCAUCAGACACAAAAGUUACGCUACGUCGCGUCACACUGAUGUCGACUGGACUCUAUAAAUGCGAAGUUUCCGGCGAAGCACCAGCAUUCAACACAGUUUCCGAAUCCGAGACGAUGACCGUUGUCAUGACACCCAACCAUGGCCCGAAGAUCACCGGCGGCCAACCGCGCUAUCAAAUAGGCGACGUUGUACGUUUGAACUGCACCUCGGCACCAUCUAAACCUGUCUGUCAUCUCAGUUGGCUUAUCAAUGGCGAACCGGCAAAUCGUUCAUAUCUGCGACCCUACGAGAAGGCCAUUGUGGGGCGCGAGGGACUCGAAAUUGCGCGACUGGGCUUAGAAUUUCGCGUAAGAAGUAGCCAUUUUCGGCAUGGCGAUAUGAAAUUGAAGUGUGUGGCCAAAAUUUCCUCAUUGUACUGGCAAAGUAAUGAAGCAAGCGUGGAGAGUGACCGACAACAACGUGCGCCAGCGUUGGAGUCACGCGAAACUGUUGCUGCCAAAUCGCGUGCACAUGGUUCCUCCUCGGCAAAGCCACACUCCCGUACAACAUUACAACAAUUACAUUUGGUAACCCUGUUCAGCUUAUUGGCGGCAUUUAGUAACAUUAGUUACAGUCUAACUAUAAGAUAA